Messenger RNA from Ctenocephalides felis (cat flea), 630 nucleotides. Its product is annotated as protein NYNRIN-like. Gene Ontology annotation, biological process: DNA integration. The transcript is spliced from 2 exons. NCBI's taxonomy places the organism in Eukaryota, Metazoa, Arthropoda, Insecta, Siphonaptera, Pulicidae. The coding region runs from base 1 to 630 and encodes 209 amino acids. The record is from RefSeq and is a predicted model, not a curated record. Gene Ontology annotation, molecular function: nucleic acid binding.
AUGGCAACACCUCUAUUAAUCUUCAAAUUGACAUUAGGGGGGUAUCCAGUUUAUUGCAACAGGCAAGAUAAUGGUGUGAAGCCCUACCUUCCACAAAGUCUUCGCAGAAUUGCUUUUGACAUUGUACAUGGAAAUGCACACCCAAGCAUAAGGAUUACUUCAAGGGAGUUGCGAAGAAGAUUUUCGCAUAUUCACAUUGACAUAAUCAAAUUGCCUAAUAUUAAUGGAUAUCCUUAUUGCCUAACAAUCAUCGACAGAUUUACAAGGUGGCCAGAAGCUGUUCCUCUAAAGGACAUUUCUGCAGACACGAUUGUCCAAGCCCUAUUUUCAAACUGGAUAUCAAGAUUUGGUACACCAUGUGUGAUAACAUCCGACCAAGGAUGCCAGUUUGAAUCAGCUAUAUUCAAAUCACUAAUGGAUGCAAUAGGUGCUAAGAAAAUACGGACAACGGCAUAUCACCCUCAGUCCAAUGGUCUGGUUGAACGCUGGCAUAGAACUCUGAAAGCAGCUUUAAUGUGCUCUCCUGAGCCUUGGAUCGAAGUAUUACCUGUAGUCUUACUAGGUUUACGUUCUUCAUACAAGAAGACCUUAAAGCAUCUCCUGCUGAGAUGGUUUAUGGAACCACAUUAA